CAUCCAGCUCAAAUAUUAGUUUUAGUCAUUUGUCACGUAGAAAUUGGUUGUCGGUGGUUUUCACACAACAUGGAAAAUCCAAUUUCAUUCCAGCCUGUUUCUUAUUAUGUCAUCGGUCAAUAUUAGCCAUCAUAAAUUCAGCUUUGAGGAGUGUGAGGUGUUCAGUACCUGUUCAUUUACAUUGCCCUUGAAGGCGCAUUGACUGAAAGCACCUCGGUCAAUAUUUAGACUUCAUGGGGCAAAGUUAAAAUGUGGAGAUGAAUGUCAACGUGAGGUUUUUGUUCCGAGCUGUUCAAACACGGCGAGUCCUUUCAGGCCGCGUUUGUCCUCAAAGCGAGAAAUGACAGUCUUGUUUAUUCUGCCCUGGCACAAAGAGCUGGUGAAGGUGGCAGGUUGGCCGAUAGGACUCAGAUUAGGGUAUCACAAGGCUCUGAUAAGCAGAGGCAGAGGGAUAUUCCCCCCGCUGCACUUCUUAAUCGAGGCGUUGGGUGUCAGAGCUUCAGUGUUAGUGUCAUGGUGGAGACUCUGAAGCUUGUUUCCUCCAAAAACCACCGACUGUGAUCGAGCUCUCGGGGCCAUGAGCGAGCCAGAGGUUCCUUCUACCUCGUCAGGACAGGGGACUCCACGCCCAGUGGAAGAGGACGAUGGGGACCUGAACAAAGCUCUGGGCGUCCAGCGCUUCCAGCAGAUCCUCACCCCGGCUUCUGUCGUACCCGAUGAGCAGCACCACCCCUACCAUGACGAGGACAUUGAAUACCACCGUCACUCGUCUCACCACAUCCACCGGCCUCUGUCCAAACUGCCCUCGGAUGGACGCAGGAAGAAGGGCGGCAAGAAGAGGAAGAAGGACAAAGAUCACAAAAGCAGCCACGCUUCCAGCAGUGGCCCCAUCGAUGAGGGAGAGGACGAAGAGGACGAGGAGGAGGAGGGGGCGGAGCCAAGCUCUGCUACAUCUGACUCCGAGAGAGGGAAAGAUGUGGAGUUCUUUGUUUCCGAUGAAGACCCUUCAUCCACACGGGGCCCAGAGAGCCCUCGAGCAGCCCGGUCGCUGGACAUCGUCCCACAGUCCGGUGCCGGAGCAGACCCACAAGAAGGAACUUCCACAGAUAGGCCGGACAGAUCGGACACUUCCAGUCCCUCCCAGUCAGGAGCACCGGAACACGCAGCGCUGGCCCGGCAGUCGUCCACCGGCCGCAGCUACGACCUGCAAGACCGCCGGCGCACGGGCAACAUGACGGGCACCGAGCAGGCCAAGUACGAGCGGAUCCCCACCGACGAGAGCGAGGCGCAGACGCUGGCCUCCGCCGACCUGGACGGCAUCAAGAGUCAUCGGUUUGAAGAUGUCCCCGGCAUGCGCAGACACCUGGUCAGAAAGAGCGCCAAGGGACAAGUGGUGCACACCAGUAAAGAACACAAGGAGCCGUCCCCCCGCAGCCGCAAGCCGGACCACAGCCCACAUGAGGUGUUUGUAGAGCUGAACGAACUGACCAUGGACAAGAACCAGGAGAUGCAGUGGAAGGAGACGGCUCGUUGGAUCAAGUUUGAGGAGGAUGUGGAGGAGGAGACGGACCGCUGGGGGAAACCUCACGUGGCCUCUCUGUCCUUCCGCAGUUUGCUGGAGCUCAGAAAGACCAUCUCGCACGGUGCUGUGCUGCUGGGCCUGGACCAGAAGACCCUGCCUGGCAUCGCACAUCAGGUGGUGGAGCAGAUGAUCAUCACUGAUCAGAUCACAGCUGACGACCGAGCCAACGUCCUGAGGGCCCUGCUGCUCAAACACAGUCACCCGAGCGACGAGAAGGAGCACCACACCAGCGCCUUCCCCAGGAACAUCUCCGCCGCCAACCUGGCCCACCACCACGGUGCCCACCACGGUGCCCACCACAGUGCCAACCACGGUGCCAACCACGCCCACCCGCCCGAGCCGUCGGUCACCGACCCGCUCAUGGGCACCGUCCACGCCGCGGUGGACACGGACACGCGCAUCGACAUCGAGAAGAACGAGUCACAGCAGAAGGAGUCGUCCCUGCCGCACGGGAUGCACCGGUCCAAAUCCAAACAUGAGCUGAAGCUGCUGGAGAAGAUUCCUGAGAACGCAGAGGCCACAGUCGUCCUCGUGGGCAGUGUGGACUUCCUGGAGCAGCCCACCAUGGCGUUUGUGCGUCUGCUGGAGGCGGUGGAGCUGGAGUCCGUCCUUGAGGUCCCUGUGCCUGUCAGGUUCCUGUUUGUGAUGCUGGGCCCCCCCUCCACGAGCAUCGACUACCACCAGAUAGGACGCUCCAUCUCCACGCUGAUGUCUGACAAGCAAUUCCACGAGGUGGCCUACCUGGCCGAUGAGAGGCAGGACCUGCUGAACGCCAUCAACAACUUCCUGGACGGCAGCAUCGUGCUGCCGCCGUCGGACAUGGGCGGAGACGAGCUGCUGCGCUCGGUCGCCGGCUUCCAGCGGGAGAUGCUGCGCAAGAGGGCGGAGCAAGAGGUCAAACUGCUCAAAGAGCCCAUCAGCCUGGAGGAAGACGAGUCCCGGCUCGAUCCUCUGAAGAAGUCAGCCGACCCGUUAGAGCGCACGGGACUACCGUUCGGCGGCCUGGUGCACGACGUGAAGCGGCGCUACCCGCAGUACGUCAGCGACUUCAAGGACGCCCUCAACAGUCAGUGCAUGGCGGCGGUUAUCUUCAUCUACUUUGCUGCUCUCUCUCCGGCCAUCACGUUCGGAGGCCUGCUGGGCGAGAAGACGGACGGCCUGAUUGGUGUUUCUGAGCUGAUCGUGUCGACCUCCAUCCAGGGAGUGAUCUUCUGCCUGCUCGGAGCUCAGCCGCUGCUGGUGGUGGGCUUCUCCGGACCCCUGCUCGUUUUUGAGGAGGCAUUUUUUAGUUUCUGCAAUUCGUACCAAAUCGAGUACCUAACGGGCCGCGUGUGGAUCGGGUUCUGGCUCAUCAUCAUCGUGGUCUUCACGGUGGCGUUGGAAGGAAGCUUCCUGGUCCGCUUCGUGUCCCGCUUCACGCAGGAGAUCUUCUCCUUCCUCAUCUCCCUCAUCUUCAUCUGCGAGACCUUCAUCAAGCUCGGCAGGAUUUUCAAGGAGCACCCGCUGAAGUACUGCUCCCUGGACAACAGCACCUCGAUGGUGAACACCAGCCUGGUUCUGAGCAACAGCACCUCGCCUCUGUCGCAGAACGUCCAAGGGAAGCCCAACACGGCGCUGCUCUCCCUGGUCCUCAUGGCCGGGACCUUCUUCAUCGCCUUCUUCCUGCGCAAGUUCAAGAACAGUGCUUUCUUUCCCGGAAGGCUUCGCAGGAUCAUUGGAGAUUUCGGGGUUCCAAUCGCCAUCCUCAUCAUGGUGCUGGUGGAUUACAGCAUAGAAGACACAUACACACAGAAACUGAGUGUCCCCCGCGGACUCUCUGUGACGAGUCCUGAAAAGCGCGGCUGGGUCAUCAACCCUCUGGGCUCGGAAGGUCUGUUCCCCGUCUGGAUGAUGUUCGCCUGCUGUUUGCCGGCCAUGCUGGUUUUCAUCCUGAUCUUCAUGGAGACGCAGAUCACCACCCUGAUAGUGAGUAAGAAGGAGCGGAUGCUGGUGAAGGGCUCCGGUUUCCACCUGGACCUGCUGCUCAUCGUGAUGCUGGGCGGGGCCUCGGCUCUGUUCGGCCUGCCGUGGAUGGCGGCGGCGACCGUGCGCUCGGUGACCCACGUCAACGCCCUCACGGUCAUGAGCCGGGCCGUCGCCCCCGGAGACAAGCCUCGCAUCCAGGAGGUGAAGGAGCAGAGGGUCACUGGGCUCCUGGUCGCCAUCAUGGUUGGCAUGUCCAUUGUAAUCGCUGACCUGUUGCGUAAGAUCCCCCUGGCCGUCCUGUUUGGUAUCUUCCUCUACAUGGGCGUGAUGUCUCUCAACGGCAUCCAGCUCACUGAGCGGAUGAUGCUGCUGCUGAUGCCUCCAAAGUAUCAUCCUGACCACACCUACAUACGCAAGGUCCGAACGCUGCGCAUGCAUCUGUUCACCUGCAUCCAGCUGGUGUGCCUGGGGGUGCUGUGGGCGGUCAUGUCGACGUCGGCGUCCCUGGCGUUCCCCUUCGUCCUCAUCCUCACCGUUCCUGUGAAGAUGUUCGUGCUGCGCCGCAUCUUCACCGUCCGAGAGAUAGAAUGUUUGGACGCCGACGACGCCGAGCCAACGUUUGACGAGCGUGACGUUCAGAACGAGUACGCCGAGGUGCACAUGCCUGUAUAACCCUGCUGCACGCCCUCAUCGUGCCAGUCAACUCCUCUGAGUGGACACCUGUCAAUCACAACCACUGACAUCUUGGAUGCAGCGACUCCAGCUUGAAGCCCUCAUAAAGAAACUUGACGCCACAUCACUGUGCACCGCCGACCCUCAUCAUCAUCAUCUUCAUCAUCCGCCUUAAGUCACCAGCACACAGAACGUCAGAGGCCUGUCUGGUUAUUGCUUGAGUCAAACUUUUCACUUCUAGCUUUGUCAGGUUGCUGGAGGCGUCUCUGAUGGUGAGCAGCACUUUGUGGUCUUUAGCGUGCUUCACUUUUUUUCAAAACAGGUAUAUCAGGGGAAAAGAAAUCAAAAUCCAUGUGAUCUGAAGCUCUAAAUGAAAUUAACAGUAGAUAGAUGUGCAAGGCCGAUUAAUUUUACGCCCUGAAAGGUUGCUCUCAUUCACAUUGAAUAUGUGGAGGACAUGUGGGUCAAAACUUCUUUUAUAUCCUCGUGGUAGUUUUAGCUUUUUUUCUAGUUUGUCGUGUUUUUAGCUCACCAAGCGCCUUAUGAAGGAAAUGAACCGUAUACUGAGGAGUUUGUUUUCCCUCAUCCUGUAUUAUUGUAGACAGCUGAUCACUUCCUGCCCGCCUCGUGAAGCUCGUAGCACUUUUUAAAGAAACCAAAUCUGAAAGCUGGCUGUAUUUUAAUGUGAUUGUUUUAUCUCUUUAGCGUCCUCUUAAAAUCCAUGAAUCGAUAUCAGCGUAGCUUUUCGUUUUCUUCUUAAUUGCUUCCGAUUGAUUUUUAGUCUGUCCUUUAACUACUCAUUAUUUUUUUGUGCUCAAACGCAGCAGUUUAUUUUGCCUUAAAAUCAACGUCUGUACCUGUAGUGAGUUAAAAGCACCAGCAGAGGGAGAAUUUGCAGGGCUGUGCUGAAUGCUAUACCAAAAAACUUUAAAAACAGUAAAUAAGAAAUGCAAUUACACUAAUGCCAUGGCAUCAUAACACACGUUUUUUGUGAAAGUAAGGAAACACAGUGGCACAUUAAUGAAUUUACUCUAAAUGUCUCCAUGCACAUGUUUAGGGCUCUAAGGUUCUGACGGCUCGUUUUGACGUCUCACUCGGUUUGGUUGGUUGGUUUUUUGGGAAUCGCUGUAAUUUAUUGUUGUCUGUGUCCGAGUGCCAAAACCAGGCUUUGUGUAAAUAGUUUUGUGAUCAGAACAAUAAGCUGCAGUUCAGUCAUCUCAAUAACUAUUGUUUUGGCCUAAUUCACACAUUUCUCAUGGUAUAACAUUCCUCGUUUUAUCAAAUUUAGUGCUUUUUGGGGGGAGGAGGGAACUAAUUGUUGACACAAUUUUUAUUCACUCAUGAGCUUGGUCGACCAAAUUUCCACACGAGCUGUGUAGACAAUCUCAAUAUUCUUGUUACUAAGAGGGAAGGUUUUUAAAAAGAAAUAAGAAAUAUACAUAUAUACGAUGUUUGUGAUUAGUUUCAAGUUGUGUCCGUGUGGCAUUGGAUGGUUAAAGCUCUGUGCCUGUGAACCUCGACUCGUCCCCCACCCCCCCGCCUGCCUGUGGCUUUGAUCUUGUGCCUGUUCGGUGUCGCAAAGCUGCACAAAAUCUCAAGUGCCUGUGGGACCACGAAGCGAUCGGCCGCACGUGUGUGUGUGGUUGUUCUGCUCGGGCGACACACGUUACAAUAGUUUGCACUUUUCAGACGCUCACAAAUCAAACAUCUCUCCAUUAUUUAUCUGUUGCAAUAUGAGGCAUUAUUACUGUUUUUAUAGAAAAAAAGAAAAGAUUUAUUCAGAGUAUUUCACAGAACCUUAUUUCGUGGCUGCAUCCCGGCCGUGACACUGAAGAGUAUAUUUAUUAGAAGGAGGCAGUGGAGAACAUUGCCGGUUGUGUGUCUGCUUAUUGUGCCCGUCAAAGUGUUUGUUUUCCAAGUUGUGAAGUGUGAUGUGUUGAUUCAUUUCAAAAGCAAUACAAAGUCUGACAGGAUAUUGCUGAUGCUCCCUUGUACAUUGAUGGUUCAAAUAUUGAUGACAAAUAAAAGUUAUUUUCUAUUUA
Molecule: messenger RNA, 6261 nt
Organism: Limanda limanda (common dab)
Lineage: Eukaryota; Metazoa; Chordata; Actinopteri; Pleuronectiformes; Pleuronectidae
Gene: slc4a2b
Product: solute carrier family 4 member 2b
Exons: 22
Coding region: 578-4219 (1213 amino acids)
Biological process (GO): bicarbonate transport; transmembrane transport; regulation of intracellular pH
Cellular component (GO): plasma membrane; apical plasma membrane; basolateral plasma membrane
Molecular function (GO): solute:inorganic anion antiporter activity; monoatomic anion transmembrane transporter activity
Source: RefSeq, a predicted model, not a curated record